AUGGCGGGGCGCAGUCUUGGCGUCAGGAGAAGGACAGGGACUCCACUCCCGCCACGCGUUCAGCAACCUGCCACUCCUCGACGGGACUUCCUCGCCAAGGAGGAAGAAUAUAAGCGUUUAAAUGCAGAAUUGGAGGCAAAAACAGCUGAUCUGGUUCGACAAGCUGAGGAAGCAAUAAGAGAUCAGCAAGAAGUACGAUCUCGGCCUAUUUCAACACAAAUUAAAUCAUAUGAAGAGGAAGAUGAUUACAGUUUAAGAGGUCUGUUCGAAGGGACAGUUCAUCUACAUUCAGAAACUCAGCCAAAGACCAAACAUGUUGAUCCAGUAAACAAAGUUAAAAAAAACCUAUACUCUGCAAAUAAAGGAAGGAAAACAAAUUCAAGUAUAAAAUUGAAAUACUCUGAUGUACAAACUGCCAAUGAUGUUGCCAUUCCAGAGGAUUUCUCAGACUUUUCUCUUGCAAAAACAGUUAGUAAAAUUGAAGGGCAACUAGAAGAAGCAGGCUUACCUGAUUAUAUAGAUGAUGAUAUUUUUUGUGGUGUUAGUAAAGACAUUGGAACAGAAGCACAGAUCAGAUUUCUGAAGGCCAAACUCCGUGUUAUGCAGCAGGAAUUGGAUAAUGUUGUAUGUGAAUGCAAUAAAAAGGAGGCUGAAAUUCAGGAUUUAAAGUCUCAAGUAAAAAAUUUUGAGGAAGAUUGUGUGAGGCAGCAGCGAACAAUUAAUUUACAACAGUCUCAAGCAGAAAAAUAUAAAACUCUUUUUGAAGAAGCAAACAAAAAAUAUGAUGGAUUACAGCAACAGCUGUCUUCAGUAGAAAGGGAAUUAGAAAAUAAAAGACGACUACAAAAACAAGCUGCAACUACCCAGAGUGCUACAGAGGUUCGCUUGAAUAGAGCUCUAGAAGAAGCAGAAAAGUAUAAAUUAGAGCUAAGUAAAUUAAGGCAAAAUAACAAGGAUAUAGUAAGUGAAGAACACAAAAAAAUUGAAGCAUUAAAAUCCGAAAACAGGAAGCUAGAAAAACAAAAAGGAGAAUUAAUGAUAGGAUUCAAGAAACAAUUAAAAUUAAUUGAUGUUUUAAAAAGACAGAAGAUGCAUAUUGAAGCUGCCAAGAUGCUGUCUUUCACUGAAGAGGAAUUUAUGAAGGCCCUUGACUGGGGAAAUUCUUAAUUCUAAAUACUUUAGUCUCUCUAACCAACAGUGUGUGAUGGAUAUACAUUUUACUUAAGUUAUAAUGGUUGGAAUUGAUAAUGAAAUCAAAAGAAUUCCCUGUUUGGGGGAAUAUAACAUUGACAUGUAAUUAUUAGAAAAGGGAAAUAUUUUAUAAAAUAAGUAAGAAUUUAACUUUGAUUCUGCUAUCUUUCUUAUGUUCUAAUAGCCCUUUCUCAGCUGCACUUGAAUGGAAAUGACUUUACGUUCUGGAGAUUUAGCUGUAGUUUAUAAAUGAGUUCAUGAGAGAAAUUCUGUUUUUAAAUUCUUACUGACAAAUUAGAUACUUUGAAAUUCCUCACCCUUUACAGUAGACAGAAAAAGAUGCUUUAAAAAAGUCUUUUUUACAUUAAAAAUUAAUGUUUAAAAACACAUAAAUAUUAACAUUGGGUUAGUUUGCUAAGGUUUCCAUAAGUGCCAAAGACUUGAUGGCUUAAACAGCAGAGACAGUCUCACAGUUCUGGAGGCGGGAAUUCUGAGGUCAGUGGUUGGCUUCUUCUGAGGGCUGUCUGCUCCCCAUGAUGUCACAUGCUCAGAAAAACAUGCUUUAGACCCAAUUAAUUAUAAGUGCUUAUUUCCCUGGCCAAAUCAGGCAAGUAAAGUUCCUAAACGCAAACAUAGAAAGAGAACUGUAGCCUAAAUAGGGAUGCAGAAAAACCUCUGAACAGUAAUAGUGUAGAAAAGUUAGUCUCCAUAUUUAUGUACAUGGAAUAUUGUAAUGAGGUGGUGGUGUAGAACUUAGUCAAACUGUUUUUGUACUGAAUUUGAAGACCUAACAACACGGGUGUACACUUUCACCACUCUUAUUCAACCUAGUACUGGAAGUCCUAGACACAGCAAUCAGACAAGAAGAAAACAUAAAA
Messenger RNA from Miniopterus natalensis, 2069 nucleotides. RefSeq names its product testis expressed 9 (gene TEX9). Lineage: Eukaryota; Metazoa; Chordata; Mammalia; Chiroptera; Miniopteridae. The record is from RefSeq and is a predicted model, not a curated record.